CUCUCUCUCUCUCUCUCUCUCUCUCUCUCUCUCUCUCUCUAUCUCUCUCUAUCUCUCUCGCUCGAUGUGGGGGAAGGUUUCACAGACGACAAAACGAGGGUUUUGUGAAAACGGAAAAGAGAAAGAAAGAAAGAAAGGGAAGUUCUAGAGAGAGAAAUUCCUCAUUCAUCAACCAGAGAGAGAAUUUCGGAGAAGGACGAGUGUUUGGAGCUUCUGUUUCUGGUCGAAUCUGAAGCUAGGGUUUACCGCUCUGUUGUCAAGUGUUUUAUAAUUUGAUCUGUUCGUCUGCUAGAUGGAUGAAAAGGCUUUCACUUUUCAUGCUCUCAAGGAUGGUGUAUGAAGCAUGAUGACACUUGAAGACUUCUUCACCUUGACUGAAAUAAAAAAUGGGCUUACAGCCCCAUGCAGAGUUGAGGAGUUGAUCAAUGUUAUGCAAAAGGAGAAGGAUUGUUUUGUUAAGAAUGUCAGCGAUGCAACCAGGCACUGGGCUGCUGUUGCAGGUGCUAUUGCAGCUACGGAGAAUAAAGAUUGUCUCGAUCUUUUUAUCCAAUUAGAUGGACUGAGCUUCAUUCAAAGAUGGCUUAAGGAUGCUCAAAAAUUUAGUAACGAUUCAAAUGAUAGCACCGUGGAAGAAUCUAUCAUUGUUCUGUUGCAAGCACUUAAAAAGCUACAUAUAACUGCUGAGAAAUCUAUUUCUUCUGGAAUUUUGUUUACUGUUAAGGGCCUGCAUGAAACUACUGACAAUGGAAAAUCUAGGUUUGGGAAUGAAUUGAGUGUACUUCUUGACAGGUGGAUGCAGGAGAUAAAUGAUAAAGAUUUACUCCAUGAUGCAGAAAAUCGUGGUGUACGUUUUGAUGAAGAUUCAAAUCUUGCUCCUGGAGCAGGAACGUCAUCUGCUUCAGGUGCAUCUGUUUCAAGAGAAUUAUCCAAUGAUGGAAAACAAGCAACAGAACCUGUCAGGGACAAGAUAUUGUCCCCCGGAAACUCUGAUGCUCUUCACUCAGAUAAGGUUGAAGAUUCAAAAGUUCAAUCUCCAAGAAACAAGGUUCAAUCUCCAAGAAACGAGAUCGAGUCUCAUUCAGUUUCUGGAAAUUCAGUUGUGAAAGAUAUAUCUCCAGAUUUAACAACAAACUCUGCUGGUGAGGAUGCUUUGAAGAAGGAUGAAACAUCUCUAUGUUCUGUUGGAGGAGGAAGUUCAGCUAGUGUGGCUUGUAGCUUUCCAGCUGCAAGGGAAGGCUGUGGUAAUGAACAGUUGGAUGGUUCAAAGAAGUUGAAUGAGUUGCCGGAGCUUGAAAACCAAGUGAACAAGAUUGAUGGCUCUUCUGGUAGGUCAUGUGUGAUAGAGAAAUCAGAUAAUUGUUCACAUUCCUCCUUGCAGGUUCCCGGAACUGUUUUGGAAGGUUUUGAUGUUGCAAAUGGUGAAGAGCCUGCUGAAGAAGCUCCAGCUCAACAAGAUAAUGAUGAUCUUGCCAAUGCUGGUGUCCGUCAAUGCAGUUCUAGUCUAGAUAGUGAGAAAGUUUCCACAUUAGAUUCAGGAAGUGGGAUAUCUGAUAGAAAGACAAAUUAUGCUAGCAUGCCUGUGUUCAAAUCUGCAGGCCUAGAUGCUGAGUGCUAUCGAAAUACUCUGCGGGGUUUGUCUAUGAAUGGGAGUCUAAUAGGAAAACUUGAGGAUCGUGGGGCUUCUUUUUCGAGGAUGGAAAACUUUGGUCAAGUCAAUGGAGGCAGACAAUGUAGGAGAAAGGAAGAUGACGGUGGAAUGAUUAAUUUUGAAUUUUCGAAACAGAAAUCAAAUCCCAGAACUUCAAAUAUUAUUGAUAAUAGGUCAGAUAUGGAACUUGAGUAUGGUAUAGUUGAUGCUCUGGAGGUUGCUCGGCAAGUAGCUCAAGAAGUAGAAAGAGAAGUGGUGGAUUAUCGAGAGCCAUCCUGCAGCUCUUCUUCUGAUAAAGUUUCUGAUGGUGGAAUCAGGCAGUUGGGAAAACUAGACACCAUGGCUGACAAACAGGACCUUCCGGCUGACCUCCAAGCAAGGGAGGUCCAGUCUGCAAAAAGUAAUGUUGCUGAAUCAUAUUCUGAUGCGGAGACAUGCUUAACCCAUCCAGAUAAUUUAGAUACUCAACCAGAAAAUUUAAAUGAAAGGGAAUCCUCCUUGGUCAGCGAAGCAGCUCGAGGGGUAGAUGCGAGUACAGAAAAAGGAUUUUGUGAAUUUGAUCUAAAUCAAGAUGUAUUUAAUGAUGAUGCCGAGCAGUUAGCAACUCCAGUAUCUUUACCGGUAUCUGUUACCUCUGUUUCUAGACCAGCUGCUUCAUCUGGAUUGCCUCUAACACCUUUGCAGUUUGAAGGGGUGCUUGGAUGGAGAGGCUCUGCAGCCACUAGUGCUUUCCGGCCUGCUUCCCCACGUAAAGUUCCUGAUAGUGAUAGAACACUUUCUAGUGGGGGAAAUUCUGAUAGUUCAAAGCAGAGACAGGAUUUUCUUGACAUUGAUUUGAAUGUGGCUGAGACUGGAGAAGAAACGAGGAAACAAAACCUGGGAUCAUCUUUCCCUCAAUCUGGAGAGUUUUUAGUUGAAAGUGGACAACGAAGAUCUGGGGGACUAAAGCUGGACCUUAACUGCGUAGGCGAGGAUGUUGAUGCUCCAUCAUCAGAUUUGAGAAUGGAGGGACUCGUUAACAUCCAGAAUAGCUACAGUGCUUCUCCUGCCUGUUCUUCGUCAUCGAUGCAACCUUUGGUAAGGAAUAUUGAUUUGAAUGAUAGGCCAUGUGUUCAAGGUGAUGCUCCUGAUCAAGGCCCUGGUAAGUAUUGUCAAAAUGCAAGUGCUUAUGGACGCCCAAAUUCGGAUGCUUCUGUUAUUUCCAUUAUGGGUAAAAGGGUGGCAGUUAAUAGAAAAGAUUUUCCUUUUCAUGCUUCACCGUUGCCAAACGGCAGAAGUGUUGAGCCUGCUGGAAUGGGUGCUACUUUGACAAGAACAGGCGAUAUACUAGGAAUGAGCUCUGCGGCUUCUUACCACCAGACUCCUUUUAUUGGAUACAAUGGAUUGACUCCAGGGCCGCCAACCAUUUCAUUCUCAACCAUGUACGAACCUAGCGGUUCAAUUCCUUACAUGGUUGAUUCAAGAGGAGCUGCUGUUAUGCCUCAAAUUAUGGGCCCUAUGUCAGCUGUUCCGCCUUCCUCUUACUCUCACCCACCGUUUGUCAUGGGCAUGACGGAUCCACAGCUGACUCCCAACGGUUUAGCUCAUUCGCGUCCUAAAUUUGAUUUGAAUUCUGGAUUAAGUGAUUCUGGGGGUUUAAAGCAGUUUCUACUCCCAGGCCAUUUCCGAACUGUGGAAGAGCAGUUGAGACAACCACCCUCAAGUUCUGGAGUUGGUGCGAAAAGGAAAGAACCAGAUUGCCCUGAUGGUGGGUGGGAAGGGUAUAUGCUAAGCUAUAAACAUCACCAGCCUCCAUGGAAACAGUAAUCCUUCCGCUCAUCAACUUUUUCUCACUUUUGGAGUUGGACCCUUUCGUUAAUUCACAGAAGUAUACUGAUGAUCACUGUCAGAGAAUGAUUCAUCCGAGGAGGCUGAACCCCUUCGCCAUGGUGGUGGUGGUGGUGGGGGGUGGUUUCAUUCAUGACUAAAUAAAGCUGGGUAAAUUGUGCUGUUAUAUGAUUCGCGAGUUAAUUGUUGAGGGAAAUCUAGGGUUUUUUUUUUUCUUUGUUUCCUUUCUUGGGGUUCUCAUAUAUUUUCCUUUUCUUUUUGUUCCUUAUUAUUAUUAUCUUUAUGGUGUUUUUUCAUAGGAAGGCCAUUGCAAAAAAGAAAAAAAAGAAAAGAAUGCGGCUUUGGUACGUGUAGUCGUGUAUUCUAUAUUCCAUACAUAUCACAGAAUUUUAGCAUUAGGGUCUUUACCAUUUUAUCUAAAGGUAGAGUUAUUUUAUUUUUA
Messenger RNA from Cucurbita pepo subsp. pepo (vegetable marrow), 3917 nucleotides. RefSeq lists its product as uncharacterized. Lineage: Eukaryota; Viridiplantae; Streptophyta; Magnoliopsida; Cucurbitales; Cucurbitaceae. The record is from RefSeq and is a predicted model, not a curated record.